AUGAAGAAAAAAUUAGGACUUGACGCGACCUCCGGCCAUCCGAGCGACUGGAAAGAGCGUACCGGGCCCUUAGCGGCUGACGGGGAGCAGUCGAGAGCCACAAGUUUGCCAACGAGUCGGAUUCGAGUCGAGACCAGAUCCUCGGUGAGACAGCACCUGGCCGAUAGUGGUCGUGUCCAGCGGCUGAGGAUUGGCCUUACUGUGACCGAUAUAAGAGCCAUUAGCGAGCCGAACCUUGCCGAUUCUGAGAUUCGGGAACCGAGAGCCUCAGCCGAGGCCCUUUUCAGACCCGAGCCUCCCUUUUGGUUUCUGUUCUUAGACCCGAGAACGAUUUCACAAUAG
Striga asiatica is the source of this 342-nucleotide messenger RNA. NCBI's taxonomy places the organism in Eukaryota, Viridiplantae, Streptophyta, Magnoliopsida, Lamiales, Orobanchaceae. The record is from the annotation of a GenBank genome assembly.